UUUACCUCCAUCUGGCCAAGAGCAGCAGCAGGAUAAAGAGGACAGCCUGCCAAAUGAGUGAGAAUAGGAAAAGAAAGUGAGAGAAACAUCGAGCUGAUGGACUUCCAGCAACUGACAACAAUUCGAAGAAGCAGUGUUGUUUUCCAACGAAGCCAUGCAUAUUAUACAGCCUCCCCGACAAGCCACGGCAUGUAGACUUCAAUCUGUACAAAAUAUGUAAAACCGGCUUGCGAUCAACCAUGACCAACCCACUGUUACAGUCAGACAUGUAUAAGUAUAUCUUCAGCACCGUCAGCUGUCUCUGCUUUCUUCAUAAUGGUCUCCUGGCUGAGGAAUGCAGCCAGGCUGUUCUGGCAAAACGUGACACAUUUUAUGCACCUGCAGGAGGCAGUCUGUCUCUGUCCUGUGUGGUCCAGCACUGUGGAGACAAAUGGACGGGAAACUGGAUGUGGAGAAAUUCAACAGUCGAAAAGCUGAAGGCCGUUGAAGAAAGUGUGAGAUACCGUUUGACCACUGUGACGCUCUCAGCCAAUCAAACUCAACUAAUUUUGAAUUUCCCGAGUGUCAACCAAUUAGACGAAGGUUUCUAUGGAUGCAGAGUUACAUGGACUGAAGAUUACAUUGAUGAGGGACAUUUGACGUAUGUGAACGUCACUGCAGCUGUCCCCUCUCAGAGGAGUGUAGUGCACAGGGUUUUGGUCUGUGCCGGUGCUUCGCUUUGUCUUCCCAUCAUUCUGGGAUUGGCUCGUUGUCUGAGUUCGGAAGUCAAGCCUCAGCCACUUCCCAGGACGCUGUCCACAUAUGCAGCUGUGUACAGAGACCGACCACACCCGGCCCCACAACCUGCACCUCGACGCCCGGUGCCUCAGAAAUGUAGCGCUUCCUCUCACAAAGCUCCCCCCAAGUCCCAGCAGAAGGCCGAGGUGGUGUACGCAGACAUAUCCCAGGAUGCACUGAGACAACAGGGAGCCAACAGAGAGCCUGACCAGGCCACUGUGUACUCAUCCCUCAAAUUUUCCUGAGUGCAAUAGAAGCAGAGUGGAGGAUCAAUUAUGUGUUACUUUUUGUGGAAUUCUGCUUGAUCCUUAACGUCCUCAGGAAACAUUUGAUCUGGUCUCGUAGAACCUGGUAGCCACUUUAAAACAUCUCUACGAAUAUUUCACUAUUGCGUCAUUCUUGAGCUCAAGGCUUCACCUGCGUAUUGUGGAAAAUCAUUAGGAACAAAAUAAGAUACAAAAGGAUCCAGCAGAGUCAUUUUUGUCUAUCCAUAUCUAUGGACUCUCCUGAUUACACUCUGAUGUGAAAGUUGUGACUGUUUUAAUUAUGAAGAAGAGAGAAGUGCCAAAAAUCCUUCAUAUGCACAUUGCAAAACAGACAGCAAGUGGAGCAGAUAAUGAGGAGAUAUUGGAGCGAGGAGCAUUGGAGUAUAUCAGCUGAACCAGCCCGAGGUGCUGCAGAGAGAAAAUACUCAGCUUUGUGUUAUGAUUUCACUGAUGUUAAUGCUUUUAUUGUUUUGAAAUGUGACUGCGGACAAGCAAAACAUUAAAUGCAGUCCGACCAAUUUAAA
Siniperca chuatsi (mandarin fish) is the source of this 1567-nucleotide messenger RNA. RefSeq lists its product as uncharacterized. The transcript has 5 exons. Lineage: Eukaryota; Metazoa; Chordata; Actinopteri; Centrarchiformes; Sinipercidae. The record is from RefSeq and is a predicted model, not a curated record. Bases 240 to 1022 code for a protein of 260 amino acids.